UUGAACAAGCUCUUACCAACUAUUACCACUGCUUAAGCUCUGAGGCGUCAGCUUAACACGAUAUAUCAAAUUGUACAAUGGUGCUUAGUUUUUCUAUGUAAGGGCAGCACAUAAAUUUUGAAUUGUAAAUUUUUGCUCGCUUGUGACUACAUGAAUGUAACAUUAUUUGAUUAUUUAGUGCCACCGUCAGCUGCCGUUAUUUUAUUUUAUUUUUACCUCUUUUGAAUUACCAGCAUAAAAAUAUUGAAUAACUUGUUACAUAUUUUAUGUUGUUUCCAUUUUAGAGCCGCUAUUGAACAUUGUGCGGCUUAAAGUAGGAAGAAAAACGCGAUAAUACACAGAAAGGAGAAGGAACUACCAUCGCAUUGGUUGGUGGAUUGGAAGAAAGAAAGAAAUAAAUAGAGGCUGAGAGUAAACUAGACUGCUGUUUAAUAUUGCAUCGUGGUAGCAUCAGGGAUUUGCUCUCUCUCUCUCUCUCUACAAUUUUAGUUCCUACAACAAACAGUACAUUGCUAACUAGUGCGUACACUCCGCCGUUCAGAUAGAAUCUUCAUUGCAUUACCAAUAUAUCAUACAACAUGCUACCAAUUACAGAGCUACAGGAAGAGAGGGUUGCAAGUUACCACUGCUGAAGUUAUAACACAACACUGUUACCAUCCCUAAUACUUUGUUAUAAUAUCCACAAAACUGGUUUUUAAAGGCCUGUUUGGAAUUGUAAAAAGGACCGGCGAUAGCAUCUUUUUAAACCCAAAAAUAGAUUUAGUUAGCGACUCUAAAUUUGGGUGAAAUUUUAACCUCAAGCUCCAGUACCCUAACCGGGAGUUCAACUAUACUACUCUUGAAUGAAAUUGCACUCUGCUUCAGAAAGAGCUCUUUGCAGUAAAAGUGCACCUCUAUUUUCGGUGCCCAGAUUUCGAUCCAUUAGUAAUAUGGUCACAAUUUAUUCUCGUGGGAGCAUAGAACCUAGCCCGCCGUAAAUUGGGCUCUUUUGUCAAACCAGUUUUGCACCUGAUUUUGUAAAUAUUACCGUUUUUGCUCGAUCGAAAUGACUGGGUGUGAACCACUGCUUUCGUAACAUUCCGUGAUAAUUCAGAUCUCUGAAAAAGUCCAAGUCCUUAACUUGACACUUGAUAUUUGUUUGUUGACGGAUCAUUUUGUAUGGUCAUUUACAUUUCAUACCGAAUCAUUAUUUUACUUGACUAUAACAGCAAUUGCUUCAUUUUGACCUGAAACGAACCAGCUUUCAAAUCGAACUUAUUGUAUUGAAUUUCGUUUGGCUGCGAACUGAUUUAAGUGCAGUUAAAAUUUAUGUCGGUCGAUACCUUAUCGGCUCACAGAUCUCCCGGAAACGCACGUCGUGCAUUCGGAACAACCGCCAGUCGACAUUUGAUGGGCCCUAACGCCGCUGGUGUUGGUAACAACAUAUCCACUUUGCGUAAUACGACGAACCUUGGUCCGAUUUCAGGCGAACAUAGUCACCGACGAUCGUCUGAAGUGACAACUAAUAGCGUGAUGACACAAGGCAACAGCAAUAUUAUGAAUCAAAACGGAGUUGGAGGAAAUAACGGGACAUAUCUACCUCCGAUCAAAAAUAGUCACAUGACCUCUUUGAAUAGUAGCGGGGCCGGAAAUCAUCAAGUGCACCAUUCCUACGUGUCACACAAAAACAGUUACCCAAAUUACUACCAACCGCCACAAAGCGGAGUCCCGGUCAACGGUAAUGCGAAUAAUGCAGUUUCGAACCACUCCCUGAUUGACAAUCAGCCACAGGUAUCCGGACAUUCAUACCCGGUUGUGCAGCCCUUGUACGGAUCUCAAGACCAACAGUUUUGGCAGUCGAAGAAAGAUCUGACCGCAGGUGGCGGAAUUCCAACAACACAGAACAUCGCCGCGAACAAAACCAGCGAUUAUUCAACAGCAUCCUUGCCAAGAUCCAGGGAUCGAGAAUCCUCGAACCGAACCCUAGAAAGAAGACCCUCGAACCAGAGCAACGCGUCCAGUCGGCAAUUUCCUGGAAAAGAUACCAGGGUGUCUCCAGGUGGCGCCCUAACCGUAGACUCAGCCAUGAAGCAAUACAUGCAUAAACUCACAGAUUUUGAGCACAGGGAAAUUUAUGUGUACAAUAAAGUCUACUUCUGUGGUCCAAAUGCAAAAAAGAGAUCAGGAAUCAUCGGCGGCAACCAGAACUGCGGAUACGACGAUGAAAACGGAUGUUACAUUCCAGUACCUCAUGAUCACGUAGCCUACAGGUACGAAAUGCUGAAAGUGAUCGGCAAGGGAAGCUUUGGCCAAGUGCUGAAGUGCUACGACCACAAAACCCAAACCCACAUUGCUUUGAAAAUGGUGCGAAAUGAGAAGAGAUUCCACAGACAAGCACAGGAAGAGAUUAGGAUCCUAGAACAUCUGAGGCGCCAAGAUGUGAACAACAACCACAAUAUCGUCCAUGUUUUGGAGAGCUUUGAAUUCAGGAACCAUCAGUGUAUAACGUUUGAGCUUCUAAGCAUGAACUUAUAUGAGCUUAUCAAGAAAAAUAAAUUCCACGGAUUCACGUUGCAACUAGUCCGCAAAUUCGCACACUCACUUCUCCAGUGUCUGGAGUGUCUGCACCGGAACAAAAUCAUCCACUGUGAUCUGAAGCCGGAGAAUAUUCUGCUGAAGCAGCAAGGGAGGAGUGGAAUCAAAGUGAUCGACUUUGGAAGCUCCUGCUACGAACACCAGAGGAUCUACACGUACAUUCAGUCGCGCUUCUACAGAGCCCCAGAAGUCAUACUUGGUGCUAAAUACGACAUGGCUAUCGACAUGUGGUCAUUUGGCUGCAUUCUUGCCGAACUCUACACCGGAAUCCCCAUUUUCCCAGGAGAAGACGAGGGCGAUCAGCUUGCCUGUAUAAUCGAACUACUCGGCAUGCCAUCACAGAAGCUCAUAGAACAGUCGAAAAGAGCCCGCAACUUCAUUAGCUCCAAGGGAUACCCCAGGUACUGCAGCGUCACAUUACAGGACGACCAGGUUGUCUUAGGACCUGGAAAGUCUAAGCGCAACAAGAUCAGAGGAACCCCAGGGUCCAAGUCAUGGGGAAAAGCGCUGAAAGAGUGUGACGACCCAGUUUUCAUAGACUUCCUAAAAGGUUGUCUUCAGUGGGAUCCAGAGAAAAGAUUCCAGCCCUCCCAGGCCUUCAGACACGACUGGAUCCGCAAACGUACUGUAAGACCUGGCGAUGAACCAACUAGUCACGGGGUCAGCAAUGGUCACAUGUCGCAUAGUCAGACAAACAACAAAAUGUCUUACUUGUCAACAGGUCAAAUUGGGGCAAAUAAGCAGAACUCAAGUUCAACGAUGACCUUGAACAUCGCUGGAAUGACUAACGGAGUCACAGGGGUAGCUGUGCCGGCAGCGAUGGGCGACACGAAGUUGACGGCGUCUUCAGGUCGUAUCGCGAACAGUUUCAAUGACAUAUCGAAUAUCAGUCAACAACACAAUUCACAUUCGAACGCGCUGCCAAAAAUAUCUUCAUUCCACAAAAACUGAUGAUCACAUAUUUGGUCACGCUCCAAAAUUUAUUCCUCACUUGUUAAGCUGGGCUUGAAUUGAAAGAAAAAAACUGUGUAGAUAGCUUGAAUGUGAUCGAAUUUGUUCGCGUUUUUUAUGUGUCACAAGUCUCGAUAUGUUCAUUUUCAUUUCUUCGAAGGACUAACUCAGUGCUUAAAGUUUUUAAGAAUUUAGUGUUAUACAAGACAUUGAAUGUCUUGAAAUUCCAACCAAUUUGUGCUUAAAUCCCUAAUUGUCACCUCAAAGUUUUCUAAAAAGGAAUUAUAUCUGGAUGUCCUGUUUAAACUUUGUUUGCAAAUAAAUAGUUCAGAAAUAUUGGAAUAAUUAUUUGUAAUUAAAAAUGAGCGUAGUUUCAUUGUAAAUGAAUUAACUGCAAUUUUAUUUCUGCCUGAAAGCAUCCCCUGCCCACUAAUGAAGUUGUAAAGAAAUAAUUGGUUGCUGCUUAAAUAUUCUGUGCUGCAUGUAAAAUUCGAACCACCUGCCACGCCAUGAAAAUUUUGAAGUCAUGAAUUUUUUAAGGAAUAUUUGAAUUUUUUGCAGAUGGUUCUGUUUUACCGCCACUUAUUAAAACUGAAAGGGCUUUGAUGUAUGGUUUGACGUAUGUACUUGGCAAAAAUAGACAACUUGAAGUCUUGUUGGUGCGUUAAUGGAACCAAUAAUCAAUUUGGAUUAUUUUGCUAUGCUUUCAGUUUCCCUCAAAUUACAAAUUUUACGCAAUUAAAGAAUUUUUUUGAACUGAA
Molecule: messenger RNA, 4286 nt
Organism: Symsagittifera roscoffensis
Lineage: Eukaryota; Metazoa; Xenacoelomorpha; Acoela; Convolutidae
Product: dual specificity tyrosine-phosphorylation-regulated kinase 2-like
Exons: 2
Coding region: 1309-3525 (738 amino acids)
Biological process (GO): peptidyl-threonine phosphorylation; peptidyl-serine phosphorylation
Cellular component (GO): nucleus; cytoplasm; cytoskeleton
Molecular function (GO): protein serine/threonine kinase activity; protein serine/threonine/tyrosine kinase activity; ATP binding
Source: RefSeq, a predicted model, not a curated record